UUGUUUCAAACAUGGCGGAGAAAACAGAAAAGAUCUAUGAGUGUCCUCCAGAAAAUGAACCUUAUUUUCACAAAGAAAGAUUAAAGUACAGUCCAGAAGAAGAGGCCAGGCUGGAAAGAGAGCACUUUUGGAGAAUUGUCGAUGCUUUUAGAUAUUACAGGAUCCAUGUCCAGGAGAUGGUCAAACGAGCUGAGCAGCAGUUUUUGAGUUUACCAAAGGAUCACCAAGCCCUGCUACCUGAUGUUCUGACGAAUUUGACUCGUGUCAGCGAAUGUGCCAACUCUAAUGAUGAAGUGCUGCAAGAGAUUGUGAACAACAGUAUCCACAUGUUUGAAAAUAUUGAAUAUGGAGAAAGGGAAGACCCAAGGAGACGUCCGACCUCUACAUUUGACAUGGACAAACUUAAAUCGACAAUCAAGCAGUUUGUCAGAGACUGGAGUGAAAGUGGACAGGCCGAAAGGGACUCCUGUUACCAGCCCAUUAUUCAAGAGAUCCAAAGACAGUUCCCAAAUGACAGAUAUGACAUGUCUAUGGUUAGUGUCCUGGUCCCAGGAGCAGGGCUUGGUCGUCUGGCCUGGGAGAUUGCCCGUCUGGGAUAUAUCUGUCAGGGAAAUGAAUGGAGCUUCUACAUGCUCUUCUCUUCUAACUUUGUUUUGAAUAGGUGUGAAAAGGUGAACUCUCUGACCCUGUACCCCUGGAUCCACCAGUUUAGCAACAAUAAGAAAUCGUCUGACCAGACAAGACCAAUCCAAUUCCCCGACGUUAACCCUCAAAGCCUGCCUCCAAGCUCAGACUUCUCCAUGGUUGCAGGUGACUUUGUAGAAGUCUACACAGAGCCAGAUUCCUGGGACUGUGUGGCAACCUGUUUCUUUAUUGACACAGCUCAUAAUGUAAUUGAGUAUAUUGAAACAAUUUGGAAGAUUCUUAAGCCUGGUGGGGUAUGGAUCAAUUUAGGUCCUCUCCUGUACCACUUUGAGAACAUGGCCAAUGAACUGUCAGUGGAACUGAGCUAUGAAGACAUCAAAGCAGCAAUAAUUAGAUUUGGCUUUCAGAUAGAGGUAGAAAAGGAGUCAGUCCCAACAACGUACACAGAAAAUGACCGCUCCAUGCUGCGAUAUGUUUACGACUGUGUCUUUUUUGUGGCACGGAAACCUGAGGAAAAACGUAAUGGAUUUAAAGAACAGGGUUUUCCACCAGCUGCUAAGGCUGCGCGACGAGAGGAGAUAAACAGCUUGACAUGACUUGUGGACAUUUGGUGGACAUUGCUAACUAAGUAAAAUGACUGAAGAUCCCAUAGAAACUGCUCUACAUGCCCUAAUGUCAUGAAAUUGUAUUGACCUCUUUAUAACAUAUGAAGUACAAGCAAAAUAAGGAAGAAAUGUCUUUUGGAGAAAAUGUCAAAGAUUCAAAUCAAGAAUGAAACUUUGCGUUUCAUUUACAUCUUUGACAGUGACUUUUAGCAGCCUACCCAAGAGGUAAUUCUCAACGUUGUGGGUUGUGUGUUGGUGUUCUGAUGUGGUGCCAAUAUCUUUUAUUUGCAUUCAAAUAUGUUUGUAAUAUUGUUG
Messenger RNA from Periophthalmus magnuspinnatus, 1565 nucleotides. It is a transcript of the gene carnmt1, whose product is annotated as carnosine N-methyltransferase 1. Bases 12 to 1241 code for a protein of 409 amino acids. The record is from RefSeq and is a predicted model, not a curated record. Gene Ontology annotation, molecular function: S-adenosylmethionine-dependent methyltransferase activity. Lineage: Eukaryota; Metazoa; Chordata; Actinopteri; Gobiiformes; Gobiidae. The transcript has 8 exons.